AUGGGCGCCACAUCCAAUUCAAAUCACCAACGUCUACUUUCGUAUCAAAAGAUGCCAACUCGCUCACGUAGCACCAACAUUGCCAGCCGGUACCAGGAGUCUUGGAAGCAAUUCAAACAGAAACAACAGGAGAAUCAUUCUCAUCAUCACCACGCGCAAGACGACGAAUCUGAGGAGUUGAACCAAGUAAGGACAACCGAACACAAGAAGAAGAAGGAGUUGAACCAAGUGACAAAUCGUCCAUCCAUUCCACCCAAUCCAUCCAACUCCCGCAGCCUUAAUAAAAAUAAUAACAAGAGAGUCUCGUUUCAAGGUUUGAAUUCAAAACCAUCGCAAGCACAAACACAUGCAAAAACGAAACAACAACAAGACUCACAAACGAAGCAUCCAAAGCAGCAGCGGAUGAAGUCAAAGUCAAAGUCACCCUCAUUCCGCAAGCCAGUUGUAGCUUCAAAGUCAUCAACAGCGCCACGAAUAACAACAGCAGCAGCGAGAAUACCAAUCGCCAAACCAACAAAAGCGAAAGAAAGAAUGAACAAAAUGACAGAACGACAGACCAGCACACUCACAACACAAAGCAGUUCGAGCACCUUUGCUAGUGCCAAUAGUAAUAGCGCCAGCAACACGAACAAUGUCUCGGUGGUGGUGCGUUUGAGGCCCAUUGUCCCUCACGAAACCAAACGAGGCGCUCACAAGGUCGUUCACAAGGUUCGUACGAUUGAUUCCGUCUUGAAUGGUGCCAAAGAAAAUGAUGAAGAAGUGGUGCGGGUGGAACUGGCGCCCACUCUCGCCAAAGCCUCCAACAAUCGCGAACUCGUCAAGUGCUUUGCGCUAGACGGUGUCUUGGAAGAACAGGACUCGCAAGAAGAUGUCUACAAACGAUCGGGUGCCUACAAGGCCAUCUCUCAAGACUUGUUUCGAGGUUUUCAUUGUACCAUCUUGGCCUAUGGACAAUCCGGAAGUGGAAAGACCUAUACGAUGGGAACCAUGGCGUCCAAGCCCCAGUCAAAUACUGCCAGCAAUAGUACUUUUGCAGUUACGGGAAGUGAUGUAUUGGAUCCAGAAGCCGGUGUCAUUCAACGAGCCUGUCACGAUCUCUUUCAACAAGUGGAAGAACAGUGCAUGGGCGAUGCCACGGUCGAACUGAGUUAUCUUGAAAUUUAUAAUGAAGAACUCCGGGAUUUGUUGAGCACGAAGACCUCCAAGUUGUCUCAUAGUUCCGCCCUCCAACAACAAAAGGAACGAGAACGAUUGGCCCAACAAGAAGGUCUCCCAUUGUCUCCAAACAGCUCUGGUAGUCAAGGUGGCCUCCAAAUUCGAGAAGACACGGACGGCCAAGUCUUUGUCCAAGGCAAGACUUCGGUCGCUGUCACCAAUGCCGAACAAGUCAUUGAACUCAUGAGACUCGCCAAUGCCAAGCGGGUUGUGGCAUCCACCAAACUCAAUGAAGUUUCCUCGCGAUCUCAUGCCAUUUGCAUUUUGACCGUCACGGGAACCAACAGUUACGAUGUCACCUUCCAGUCUCGACUCACAUUGGUAGAUUUGGCCGGAAGCGAACGCCUUUCCAAGACGGAAAAUACCGGAUGGAGGGCCAAGGAAGGAAUUAACAUCAACAUGGGAUUGUACGUUCUCGGAUUGGUCAUUUCCGCGCUCACGGAAACCCGUUCCGCCCACAAACGGCAUCCUCCCUACCGGGAAUCCAAGUUGACUCGGAUUUUGCAAAAUUCCCUCGGUGGCAAUGCUCGGACCAUCAUGAUUGCCUGCUGUUCUCCCACGGAUUAUCAUUGCGAAGAAACGGUCAAUACCUUGCGUUAUGCCACACAAGCACGCAACAUUGAGAAUCCUGUCAUGGCCAACAUUGUGCAUGACGAACAUGCCGAACAGGUCCUGCAGCUACAGUCGGAAAAAGAUCAAUUGGCCAAGACCAAUUCGACCUUGCAAGAACAGAUCGCCGAAUACGAAAUGCUCAUUCGCCAAAUCUCCUCCGAAUUGUCUCAUGUCAAACAACAUUACCAAACUACCACCCUCGAAUUGACGGAAGUCAAGCAAGACUAUCAAACCACGGCAGAACAAUUGAUGGAGAUUCAAGAAGAUUUCAAAAUGACAGUUGAUCAACUCAAAAAGGAAAAGAUUGAAGAAGUUCUCAAGAAGCAAACCCGUCGGCAAAAACGUCUAUCGUCUUCUUCGUUUGGACAGCAGCAACAACAGCAGCAGCAGCAGCAGCAAUCUUACUGGAAUGAUGAAGACGAGGAACUACGCUUGAUGUCGGGGAACAAUAGUUUUGUGGAUACCCCGACCAGGUCCAUUCAAUCGGCAUUUGCGGAGAAUUCCAUUGGGACGGAACCAACGGCGGACAUGACUAUUGGUACUACGCCGGCAGUGACUCCAGAAGUCAAUCGAUUGGUCCCACCAUCCCCACCAGUCUUGCAAGAAGAUGACAAUGUUGAUGAAGCAAAUGCUGAUGUGGCUGUUGAUGAAGCAAACGAGGAUGCUGCUCUAGAGAAACCAGAAGAACCACUUCAACAAGAAGAACAGAUUGGAGAAACCUCGAUUCCAGAACAGCAAGAACAAGAACCAAGCAACGAACCACCAGAAGAACCAGAAGAUGGUUCGGCAGCAGGAGACGACGAGUCCGUACCACUUUCGCAAGUGGCCCCAGAAUGUGAUCAUUCUCAAGCCAUUAGUCUUUUGACGGAACAUCAAGAAUGGAAUGCUACUCCCGAGCAGAAUCCAUUGUUGGGAGACUUGACAAUGGUGAAGCAAGAAGGUUCGGAAGAUAUGGAUGCCGUUUCGCUCUCCAAGGCUUUGGAACAAGCUGCCGAAUCACAAGAUUUGGACGAUGAAACCAAAGAGCUUCAGUUGGAACUCGAAGCCAAGGAAGAGAGCUCACUUACCACCGAGGUGCAUGAGCCACUCUCCACCAGCUACGUCCCAGAAGACGAAAAGAAGGAAUUGGAAGAGAACAAUGCCUGCGAUUCUAGCUAUCAAAAGUGCAAGACCAAUACCCUUUAUUGCAAUGAUAAUAUGGUGGACAAGGAAUCCGAAGUCAUGGUCGAAGCCGUUCCAGUUGGCAUGGAUGACUUUACCGGUGUCCGUUUGUCUUCCACCAUGUCCUCUUCCAACAACAGGAGUGCCACCCCACAAUCCAAGAGCAAGAUGGAUCAAAAUUCCGUGCAAUCUGGAACAGUCACCCAAGGAUCUCAAGCGACUACCGCCAGUGGCAAACGCCGAAGUACCUUGAAGAAUUUCUUUGCCAAGUGGAAUUGCAUGUCUGGUGUCUAUGGAACAGUCCAUGAACAGACACCAACAACAACGAUUACGAAGCAAACCCAGAAACCAUCUGUCAAGCGAUUGUAA
Cylindrotheca closterium is the source of this 3357-nucleotide messenger RNA. Lineage: Eukaryota; Bacillariophyta; Bacillariophyceae; Bacillariales; Bacillariaceae. The record is from the annotation of a GenBank genome assembly.